AUCUAGAUUUAAAUAUAAUAUCUAUAUAUUAUUGAAGUUGAAAAGUUAAAAAAAAAAGAACUAGUCUUAUUCUACCUCAGUGUUCAAGUUAGAAACGAUUAUAUUCCUCGUGUCCUAGUAUUAAGUUAAAUCCUGGUUGUUGAGUAAAACUAAAUAAUAUAAAAUAGCUUUAAAAUGAAAUCCACACAAUCACACUCAUCUUCAAAUAAAUGUUUGCAAAAUGUGGACUAUAUACGCGGUGCUACAUCGUUAGGUGAACGGAAUCGAAGUCUCGAAAGUCUUUUUCAUGCUGCUGCUCAAAGAAAUGUUUACCAAGGUGUUAUAUUACGACGAGGAAUUGUCGCUAAACCUUCAACGGUAACAGAAAAUAAUGUUCCAGAUACCCCACUUUCAUCGCCGUUAUCAAAUUCAGAGUAUGAUAUUUCAUCUCAAAUAAGACGGAAAUCAAGAUCAGAAACGCAUCUUAAUUUUUACCCGGAAGAUUCUGGUGGGACCUCCGCCGAUGGACCGAGCGGUGAACGCAAUAAUGUGACUGUAAAUGACACAAAUUUUAAGGAUUUUAAUGAAAAGACUGAGGACAUCUUAGCAAAAGCUUUAAAAAUUGCUCUGGAAAAACAGGAAGCAUACAGAAAAACUGAAUUAGAUCAUAAUUCCGAAAGCGGGACAGAAGAUUACCGGGAGUACACAUCCCGUGAAGGAUCACCGGGUAACAGUAUGAUGAUGUCAACCCCACCUCCAGGCGUACAGACUGAUUCUGAUGGUCUGAUACUGCCGAAGAAAAUAAUGAAUCCUUGUUUAGAAUCAUCGGAUAGAAAGAAUCUCCAUAGAGAACUCAUGUUUAAUAAUAAAGUUGGUAAAAGUGUCCUCAACCAAAAAUCCGAACUACAAAGAGUUCUAGAAAAAAAACGUGAACGUCAAAUCCUGCUUCAACAACAACAACAAGAGGCGGCGAAAAUCGAAUCCGGACUCAAAGGUGAACUUAAUCGUGUCAUCUUAGAGCGAGCUCAAAAGCUUGAAAAACAAAGUAUUUCUUCAAGCUCAGACACUGAAGAUCACGUCAAUCCCGAAUACUUAAAUGCUCGAGCAAAAUUACGCAAUCGAAUCGAGAUGAAAUAAAAAAAAAAUGAAGAAGUGCAACUUUUAAUAAAAAUCCGAUUAAGUGUAUUUUUUACCUGCUGAUAAUGAUGAUAUUUCGUUUAAAUUCAAAAUUUUAUAACUUUCUAAAUUGUUUGAUUCUCCAUCAAAAAAUGUUGAUUUAUGAUUUUAUUUGUUAAGUAUUGUUUGGUUUUAAAUUUUUUUAAUUUUUGUAAAUUAACCUAAAAUAUUAUGACACGUUAUUUUUGUCGUGAUUCUACUUAUUUUGUACAUAAAUUGUUUUUUAUUUUAAUUUUUUUAUUUAAUAAAAAAAAAAAUAACUCUGCUUAUAUGCCAAAUUAACCUCGAAAAAUCGAAAAAUAUUUGUUUAUUUAAGUUUUAGUUUGUUAAUUUAAUAAAUAAGUGUAAUUUUUAAACAAUUGAUUUAAUUCUCCCUAUUAUUAUAAUAAAGCUAAUGUAAUUUAAGUUUCUAUUUAAAAAAUAAGAAAUAAAUCGAAAUUUUGUUUUGUUUUUAGUUACUUGUAACAAUAAUGCUUUAAAUAUAAUUAUAAGUUAAUGAAAA
Episyrphus balteatus (marmalade hoverfly) is the source of this 1657-nucleotide messenger RNA. RefSeq names its product protein FAM107B. NCBI's taxonomy places the organism in Eukaryota, Metazoa, Arthropoda, Insecta, Diptera, Syrphidae. Bases 175 to 1116 code for a protein of 313 amino acids. The transcript is spliced from 5 exons. The record is from RefSeq and is a predicted model, not a curated record.